Molecule: messenger RNA, 2157 nt
Organism: Lottia gigantea (owl limpet)
Lineage: Eukaryota; Metazoa; Mollusca; Gastropoda; Lottiidae
Exons: 15
Biological process (GO): microtubule-based movement; mitotic spindle organization
Molecular function (GO): microtubule motor activity; microtubule binding; ATP binding
Source: RefSeq, a predicted model, not a curated record
AGAAUCCGACCUCAAAAUGCAAGGGAGAAGAUUGACAUGUGUCAAGUUUGUACCAGUGUGAUACAAAAUGCUGAGGAUCCACCACAAGUACAGAUUGGAAAUGAUAAAUCUUUUACUUAUGACUAUGUUUAUAAUAUACUUACUGCACAGGAAACUAUAUAUGAUAGCUGUAUAAGACAUUUAAUUGAUGGAUGUUUUGAUGGCUAUAAUGCUACUGUUUUUGCUUAUGGACAGACAGGGUCUGGUAAAACCUACACCAUGGGUACAGGUUUUGAUGUUACAGCUCCACAAGAAACAAUAGGUAUAAUACCCAGAGCGGUUGAUCAUUUAUUUAAAAGAAUAGAAAACUGCCGAAGAGAAGCUACUGAGAGAAAUGAACCACCACCUGAAUUUAAAGUCAAUGCUCAAUUUAUGGAGUUAUAUAAUGAGGAAAUAUUAGAUUUAUUAGACACAACCAGAGAUCCUGAAUCUAGGGGUAAAAAAUCUCACAUCAAAGUACAUGAAGAUGCAGUUGGUAGUAUCUAUGUUGUUGGUGUUACUACUAAACAUGUUACUUCUUUACAAGACACUAUCCAGUGUCUUAAACUUGGUGCCUUAUCUAGAGCUACUGCCAGUACAAACAUGAAUUCUCAAUCUUCACGAUCUCACGCUAUCUUCACAUUACAUAUUAAACAACACAGAAUUGUGAAAGAUGAGGCUGUUCUAGAAGAUGGCAAAGAGACAGAUUCAACACAAGCUGUCAAUGAAUUUGAGACGUUAACAGCUAAGUUUCAUUUUGUUGAUCUCGCUGGUUCGGAGAGAUUAAAACGUACUGGUGCUACAGGUGAUAGAGCUAAAGAAGGCAUCUCUAUUAAUUGCGGUUUGUUAGCAUUAGGUAAUGUUAUAUCAGCUUUAGGAGAUAAAGCUAAGAAAGGUUCACAUGUGCCGUAUAGAGAUUCUAAAUUAACCAGGCUAUUACAAGAUUCAUUAGGUGGAAAUAGUCGAACUUUAAUGAUAGCAUGUAUUUCUCCAUCGGAUAGAGAUUUUAUGGAAACAUUAAAUACAUUGAAAUAUGCUAAUAGAGCUAGAAAUAUCAAGAACAAAGUUAUGGCUAACCAAGAUAAAGCUAGUAAACAAAUGGCUAUAUUACGAGCUGACAUCAUUGCCUUGCAACAAGAAUUACGUGAAUAUAAAACUGGUCAACGUGCUGUUAAUUCAGAAGGUGUUGAAACUAUUACUGAUACUUAUCAUGAGAAUCAAAUGUUACAAACAGAAAUAGAAAAAUUACGUCAACGUGUCAAGGCUUUAAGUGAAACUAUUGAGAGUCUCAAGUUAAGAAAUUCUCAAUUAGUUGUUGAAAUAGCUACAUUUGGAAUAGUCACUGAAAAUGGUGAAGUAUCGAAUGAAGCUGCUAGUAAUUUGAUAAGUUCUUAUGUUAAGGAAAUUGAGGAUUUAAAAACUAAGUUAUAUGAGUCUGAGGCUAUGUGUGAUACAGUAAGAAAAUCAGCAUUACGUAGUCCAAGAAGUCCAUCAUCCAGACUACUAGCUAGUCCAAUGUCAACUGCUGCUAGUGGAAUAUUCGAUGUUCCUGCUACACCAGACAAUAACUCAUUAUCAGCUAUUUUAGAAGAGGCAAAGAAAGAUGUCAAUAAGUUGAAAAAGACUAAACGGUCAAAGUCAAGAAAUAAUCAGCAUGGUGAUAAAGAAAAUGUAAGUGAUAAUGAAAAUGAUAGAAUAAAAGAUGAUGAUAUUGAACAUGUUGAAAAUUCUGAUCAUAUUCAUGAAGAUUUAGCAGAAUUAACUUGUGAAAUAUCUAUAAAGCAAAGAUUAAUUGAAGAAUUAGAACAAAGUCAGAAAAAGAUGCAUGCUUUACGUCAUCAAUAUGAAGAGAAAGUUGUUCAGUUAGAAACUAGAAUAAGAGAGACAGAAUUGGAAAGAGAUCAAAUCUUGUCAAAUUUAGGUAAUAAAGAAUCCUCCUCAAAUGACAAAGUUAAGAAGGUAAAACAAGAUUAUGAGAAGAAGAUCAAUGAUUUAACUGGUGAUUUAAGAAAAAUGCAGGCAGCUAAAAAAGAGCAUGCUAAAUUAGUAAAGAAUCAGUCUCAUUAUGAGAAACAACUAAAGACAUUACAACAUGAAAUGUUAGAGAUGAAGAAAACCAAGGUAAACUUUAAAUACUAG